Molecule: messenger RNA, 1791 nt
Organism: Suillus bovinus
Lineage: Eukaryota; Fungi; Basidiomycota; Agaricomycetes; Boletales; Suillaceae
Exons: 17
Coding region: 1-1791 (596 amino acids)
Source: RefSeq, a predicted model, not a curated record
AUGCACGUUACCAGCGUACGAGAUUUCCAUCCAACCAGGGAGAGCAUACCGCCUCCGAAUGUGAGCUAUCAGCAAUCGGUGCUCGGUCUUGCUCCCAAUCUACAUCCCCUUAACCCCUUCCCCUUUAUUCUUCGCGCCGCAGCGCUAUACCCGGACAAACUUGCCCUUGCUCAUCCAGAUGUAAAACAUCCCGCGUUCUAUACCUAUGCAGUUUGGGCUCAGCGCAUCCAGAACAUGGCGUAUGCUCUUAUACAAGCAGGCAUCCGCCCAGGUGACCGCGUUGCAGUCAUAGCGCCCAACUGGUAUAACCCCCAUUUUGUUGCACAUGACAAGAAUGAAACGCUCUCCGUAGAUGCUCACUUUGGCAUUCUUGCUGCUCGUGCUAUCGUUGCACCUGUAAACACUCGCCUCACGCCCCCUGAGGUCUCAUACAUUCUGGAACAUAGUGGAUCCAAACUCAUUCUCGUUGAUCGCGAAUUCACCCAUCUCAUUGAGAAUACUAAUGUCCCUAUCAUUGUUUGUCAUGACACAGGAAGAGCAGGCGACCCAUACGAAAGCUUCCUUAGUGCUGGCAGAGUAUUCAGUGCAGAAAAGGGGUGGGCUGGCUUGGACAUUGAGCUGGAUGAGAAUGCUGGUGCAGUUUUGUGCUACACGUCGGGAACUACAGGUCGCCCAAAGGGCGUCCUUACCACACUGCGCGGUUCUUAUUUGGCAGCAAUAGGGAACGUUGUCGAGGGACAGAUGACUCAUGAGUCGACGUACUUGUGGAUCCUUCCAAUGUUCCAUGCAGCUGGUUGGACAUUCCCAUGGGCAAAUGUCUUCGCAUGCGCGACACAGAUAACCAUGCGCACCGUUAACUACCCACUUAUCUGGAAGCACCUCCUGAAUUCCGGGGUAACUCACUAUUGCGGUGCACCCACCGUCCAGAUUGGAAUUGUGAACGACCCCGCUGCUAGACCUCUCCCUCGUCCUAUAUCCGCGGUUAUUGCAGGGGCAGCACCCACCGCUCAAGUCAUCAGCCAACUCGAGGAGAAGGGAAUCAAGCCUGUGCAUGUAUACGGUUUGACUGAGGUACGUGCUUUGGCGUUAUUUAAAGAAGUGGCAAGCUUGAACGUGUUCCUAAAGACUUAUGGGCCCUUCACGCGCUGCUAUGACCACCCUCAUUGGAAAACGCUGACUUUGGAACAACGCGCGAAGCUGAUGGCUCGACAAGGUCAAAGCUUUGCUACCGCGCAAGAUAUACGCGUAGUAUAUUCUUCAGACGACGAAGAACUCCGCGACGUUCCAAAAGACGGACGCACGGUGGGCGAGGUUCUCAUGCGUGGAAACCUGGUCAUGAAGGAGUAUUUCCGCGACCCAGAGGCUACGCGCAAGGCUUUUCGGGGAGACCACUUCCACUCGGGUGAUUUAGCCGUCUGGCAUCCAGAUGGCGUCAUACAGGUCGUCGACCGAAGCAAAGACCUGAUUAUCUCUGGAGGCGAGAAUGCGUCGAGCUUGGCCAUAGAACUAGAGCUUUCGAGUCACCCGCAUGUUUUAGAAGUAUCCGUAGUCGCCCGCUCGCACCCGAAGUGGGGUGAACGUCCCAUGGCUUUCGUCCUUAUUCGUCCGGAGCACGCCCCCAAGUGGAAAGACAACCAUGACGGCUUUGCUGCUGAGCUGAUCCGCCACGCGCGAACACUUUUGCCCGGCUUUGCAUGCCCAGAAUGGGUGCAAAUAGUAGACGAAUUACCCAAAACAUCCACUGGGAAGAUCCUCAAGACCAAUCUUCGCAAAGUCGUUGCUAAACUGUGA